Molecule: messenger RNA, 2680 nt
Organism: Cavia porcellus (domestic guinea pig)
Lineage: Eukaryota; Metazoa; Chordata; Mammalia; Rodentia; Caviidae
Product: spindlin-2
Exons: 2
Coding region: 403-1179 (258 amino acids)
Biological process (GO): regulation of DNA-templated transcription; gamete generation
Cellular component (GO): nucleoplasm; cytosol
Source: RefSeq, a predicted model, not a curated record
GGCAGGAAGCUGCGCUACGAGAAGAGGGAGGAGACUGCAGCGACAGCAGAGGCUAGUGGAAGCCCAGGGUGGCAGAAGGUCCGCCGCUACCAAGAGGAAGAAGGACGCCCCCACAGGCUUAACACCAGGGAAUCAUCCUGUUUUACCGGCCCCGCCGCCGGCAUAGAUCCCUCCUCGCCUAAGAAUCCUCCCCUUUCAGCGCUGGCAAGCACACAUUCUACUGGAUAGUAGCCCGCUGAUCUUCCUUCUCAACAGGCUCUUAGCAGAGGCUGCAGCAAGGUGUCCGAAUUGGGCACGUAAGGCUCGCGAAUCCCUGCGGUGGACGCCCAGCAGGGCAAGACAAUUGGUGGGGACCAAGAAGAAGAAGGGGGAUGGGCUGGAAUCCGGCAGGAGAUAAGGGGCAUGAAGACCUCCAACACACAAGAGGCCGAAGGACAACAAACCAGAUCCUCUGCAGGACGAGCCACUGGGUCAGCAAACUUCACAAAGAAGAAAUCAUCCCAGAAGAGGCAGAGAGGCAGACCUUCAUCCCAGCCCCGCAGAAACAUCGUGGGCUGCAGAAUUUCUCACGGAUGGAAGGAAGGCGAUGAGCCCAUCACCCAGUGGAAAGGGACCGUUCUGGAUCAGGUGCCUAUAAAUCCCUCUCUUUAUCUAGUGAAAUAUGAUGGAAUUGACUGUGUCUAUGGAUUGGAACUUCACAGAGAUGAAAGAGUUUUGUCUCUUAAAAUUCUUUCCAACAAGGUGGCAUCAUCACAAGUUAGUGACGCCAACCUUGCAAAUACCAUAAUUGGCAAAGCAGUGGAACAUAUGUUUGAGGGUGAGCAUGGUACCAAGGAUGAAUGGAGGGGGAUGGUCCUAGCCCAAGCACCUAUCAUGAAAGCCUGGUUUUAUAUUACCUAUGAGAAGGAUCCUGUCUUGUACAUGUAUCAGCUUUUAGAUGACUAUAAAGAAGGUGAUCUCCGCAUCAUGCCAGAGUCCAGUGAGUCUCCACCAGCAGAAAGGGAGCCAGGAGGAGUGGUUGAUGGCCUAAUAGGCAAACAUGUGGAAUAUACCAAAGAAGAUGGCUCCAAAAGAAUCGGCAUGGUUAUUCACCAAGUAGAAGCCAAACCUUCUGUGUAUUUCAUCAAGUUUGAUGAUGACUUUCAUAUCUAUGUCUAUGAUUUGGUGAAAAAGUCCUAAAUGUUGGGGUAAAAUUUCCCACAUUUGUGGAAAUAAAUCCAUAAUUUGUAGACAUGCCAAAAAAUGCUGCUUUUUACUGUAUUGAAAGUCUAGGGGUACCUGAUGACCAGCAUAAUUGUAAUUUUGUUCUGAAAAAUACAAAUUUAUGUGGAUGUGACAUGCUGUGUAUAGGCACUUUCUCUUAAAAAGUUUGGGUGUGUUUGGUGGAUGGGGCAUGAAAAGAAGGAACAGCUGUCAAUUGAGUCUGUGAAUAAAGUGCAGCAAAGAAACUAUCAUCAUUCAUCUGAAAAUGGACUGGCCUUUAGCUGGUCUGGUUAAGGGGGGAGGGCGUUGGGGGGGACUAGUUAUGGGCUGUAGGGAAAGAGAGAGGAUGAGGCCACUGUUUAAGAACAGGAGAAAAGGGAUCAGGAAGAAGGAGGCUUCCCGGAAGAGGUACAAACUAUGAAGGGGAAACAUCCAGGUGGGAGAAUAGCAAAGGAUAACAGAGAGUGAGAUCUUGGAGCUUGGAGGAAAGCAAAAUGAACUGAGUAGAGAGGGCCACAAGGAUGGUCACAAGAGGUCCAGUUGGUAGGGAUCUGGAGAGAGUUCUAAGACAUACAGAGAGAGAGACAGACAGACAGGCAGAGUCUGUCAUAGGUAUCAGGCCAGAAAGGAGGGGAUACUGAGCAAGGGAGAAUUCUAAGAAGAAAGACUGAUGAGGGGAUGAGAAUAGAGUAAAAGAGGUGUGGAGAGUGGGGUUCGUAAGGGAUUUUAGGCUCAGGAAUCAGUUGGACUCCUGGCAGUAUCCACAUUGACCUCUGUGGCUUUGUGCACAAAGAAAGUGACAACUGUCUAAGAAGGCAAGUAUGAAAGUUCUCUAGAAGGGCAUUUUGGUGGGGAUGAUUCAGAUGAGUUAAGCAGGAGGCAAGUUUAUACCUGUAAGGCUUUUCUUGUUUCAGGGAGUUUGUGCCACAUCUGCGGAGCAGAACCUCAAUUCUCAGCCUAAACUCACACGGUUCUCCAUAAACUGGGCUGUGGGAGAGUAUGCUAUGCAGGAGAAUGGAACCUUGCUGAACCCAAGUACAGCAGUCCCAUCACUGGUCUUCCUCUUGCUGGGGCAUCACAGGAUAGAGCCUAAUGUCUGUCAGGGCAUGAGGAAUACUUUGACGGUCCAUGCUUCUUUCAGCAUCUGCCUGAAACCUCAUUUGGCUGCACCAAAGGGAGGUUCUCACACACUAGAAACUCCCCUUCUCUCUUGACCCUCACCCCCAAAGCUUCUGGCUAUUUACAUCUCACUUAUAAUUCUUCAACAGUGUUGAUGCCCCCGCAAACCCGUGGGGAGCAGUAUUGCAAAUGUGUACAACUCUUUCUUUCCAGGUGAUGUAGUUGCCGUGGAAAGCUGGCCUGGGAAACGUGAUUUUGUAUAAGUAAUUAGUUUGACUGUAUAAUGAAUGCUACAUGGAGCUGUUGUGGACAAAAGGAGUGGCAACCACAAUAAAGUCCCUCAGAACUGUGGUGUCCA